Xyrichtys novacula (pearly razorfish) is the source of this 16407-nucleotide messenger RNA. Lineage: Eukaryota; Metazoa; Chordata; Actinopteri; Labriformes; Labridae. The record is from the annotation of a GenBank genome assembly.
CUCCUUGGUUUCCAUGGGGCAACGACAACAACCGCUGCCUCCCUGUCUGCUAACUAUUAGCGCAAAGAAUCCAAACCAGCAAAAAUCACCACAGUCUGUAUUUAUCUGACGAUGUUUAUACUAUAACCAGAAACUACAACUAACUAAACUACAACUCUUUACCCGCAGGUUGUUGUUUUUGUAUGACGACGACGACGCCGCUGAGCUAACAGAAACGUUAGCCCCGGCUAAUCACGUAGAAGGAGACUUGAGAAAGUUGGAAAUAUUUCAUCAUGAGUGAACAGCUGAAAUUCAUCGUUGAUCAACUGAACAGGGAGCCGUUUAAGAAAAACUUUAACCUCAUCACAUUUGACUCCCUUGAACCGAUGCAGCUGCUGCAGAUCCUCAAUGAUGUUCUGGCUGAAAUAGACCCGAAGGUAGGAGGAGGCCAACGGUUAAAAAACUGGGAGUAGGAUUCAUAAACGACUAAUUUUUGACUCUUAAUAUUUUCUACAGCAAGCCAUUGACAUCCGUGAGGAAAUGCCUGAACAAACCAUAAAGAGGAUGUGCUCUCUGCUCGGGAUGCUGAAGUACAAACCCCCUGGCAACGCCUCUGAUGUGUAAGUAUAUAAAUUAAAGUUGUUCAUUAUAUUAACUCUUUGUCUGAUAGGGGAGACUGGGGUAAGUUGAGCCACCCCCUGUUGCUUGGAAAUGGUCAAAAAAAAUGAUUAUGUGACCAAAUAUUUAGGAGAUGGGCAUCAAUUCAUGGCGUCUGUGAAGGUUAGAAGCACAUGGGUGAAGGGGUUAGACAUUUAUUUCACAAAAAAAACAUUUUUCACUCUUGAAAGUGAAUUUAGUCCGUCAUAAGUUUUAUUAGAAUUGUGUUCAGACCAAAAAAGAUCAUUUUAAAGGUGUUUUAUACAUCAAUUGUGGUAUCUAUGAGCUACAACAUGAGGUCAAAAACCAUUAAAGUCCACCAUUUUAUCUUAAAGCAGGGGUGGGCAAUUAUUUUGUCUGAAGGGCCACAUUAGGUUUUAAGAUAUCAAUGGACGGGCCGGCCAGGUGACACAUGAAACAAACCCCUAAAUGUGGAUUGGGGGCUCAAUGUGACAAAAACUAAGGAGCUGAUAGUGGAUCUGAGGAGGAACAAAACACCUGUGACCCCUGUUUCCAUACAGGGGCUACAGGCAUCCUCAUGUUAAAAUGGCUUUUUAAAAACAGCUUUUUAGCAUUUAUAUGCAAUAAUAAUAAAAAUAAUUAUUGUACCAGUUGAAUAGUGUAUACUAGAUAAAAAAAAUACACAUGAAUGUGAAGGAGGGACUGUUAUUUAGGGAGAGAGAAGGUGAGGGAGGGCUGGGGUGGAGAGUGGGGGUUGUAAGGAUGCGGCUCAACUUACCCCGCUCCUAUGGUCAACUUACCCCAUACAUGGGGUAAGUUGACCAUAGGAGACCACUUUUUUUGGCAUGCUGUAUUAUCAAGACAGUUAUGUUUACACUCAUUCUGUUGGUUUGCAGGGAUGAACAACAUCUUUAAAUAUAUGCAGAUACACUAGUUAGAGACAAAACUAUGACUGACUUGAUGUAGUGAUCUGAAAUAUGAAAAAUGGCUCAUCUGAUCCCACUCUCCCCUACAGGAGCAACUUUCGACAAGGUUUGGUGACUGGAAGUAAGCCUGUGGUUCAUCCCAUCCUCCACUGGCUGCUGCAGAAAGUUCCCGAACUGAAGAAGAGGGCUUACUUGGCACGCUUUUUAGUCAAACUAGAUGUGCCUGCAGAGUUUUUGCAGGAUGAUGUUAUAAAUGACACCCAUCAUCAGGUUUGUGUUAGUUUUUUGUUACAUCUCUACUUCAUCCCAAAGCUUUUAAAAUAGAUCAUAUUCAAGAAGUGUGUUAUGUUUGUGAUUCAGUAUGAAGAGCUGGUGGAGGCGUUCAAGACCUAUCACAAGGAGUGUGAGCAGUUCAGGACUUCAGGCUUCUCCACAGCGGAAAUAAGACGGGUAUCAAUCACUUUGCUACUCCUUGCAUUCACUGUCUGCUAAAAGUUUUUUAAAGCUACAACACAGAUUCCAUAAGAAUGUGAAAAUCUCAAUAAAAUACAGAAUUUUCUGGUUUGCAAAUAAUUUAGAUCCCAUUUGGGUAACAAAUGGUGACCGUUUUGUGACACCUGGAGGCCUGGAAGAUUAUGUAUAUCCAAUAUUAGCUAUGGCCCAUAUCUUUUACCCAUGUACCAUCAAUGAUGAAAUGCCCAGAGUCGGUCUUGCUAAGAUUUUAAUGGUUCUUCUGUGCUUGCUAAACUAUUUACUCACACAAUCUGUCAAAUAGUGGUAGACCUCAUCCCAUCUGUGCUUGUGAGGGACAUGACCUUUCUGGCAUGAACAUUUUAACACCAUAAAUCUGAAGGACAUUGUCGUUAUUGGUUGGGAAAUACUUCUUUCGGUGCUUGUACUUGUGUGUAAGAGUUGUAUUUUGAUAUCAAAAUAAUUUUCUUCUGCAAUAAAUGAACAUCAUCAAUCAUGAUUUUUAUUCUCCAACAACAGGACAUCAGCGCCAUGGAGGAGGAGAAAGACCAACUGAUUAAACGUGUGGAGAGAUUGAAGAAGAGGGUAAGGUGGAAUGUUGCAAGAGGCCCCCUCGGCGCUCUAAUGCUUGAAAGGCUUUAGGCCUCACUGGGGAAUGAAAACAUGAGCCGAGACAUUUAUUAUCAGCUUCUCUUUGGGACCUGACAGCGAUCUGACAAGCUGCUAGGCUGUCUUAACAAGGCUGUGAAGUAAUGAGGUGCUGAUUUAAUGGUUCUUACUUGUUGGCUGUGCCAAAAGGUGAAAGCUGACUCUGUUGGAGGUUAUUUCUGCUGACCGUGGGAUGCCUGCUGUCGGGUGUCAUCAUGUUAACCUCUGAUCCACUAGGUGGAGUCAGUGUCCAACCAUCAACGGAUGCUUGAACAGGCCCGGCAGCUGCGUGUGGAGAAGGAGAGAGAGGAGGCUCUAGCUCACCAGAAGCAAGAGCAGAAGAACCAAGUAAAUACUAUACAUGCACUAUUUCAACCUUACAGUAAAAAUAACAUUGGGUGACUUUGGUUUCGUUGGUGCUCUUUCCUCAGUUUGUAGGAUGAAUACUGUGUACUUUCCAACAUCACACUAUAAGGUUUGUGAUCCUGAGCCAAUUCCCAGAGAAACAUGCAGUGAAUAUGUAAUACUCAGUAAAUCAGCUGUUGUGAACAGACAGCUUUUUGAUGCUUUUAUUCACAGUUUUAUUCAAGUAUUCAGAUAAUUUUCAUAAAUCAAUUGGAAAGUUGUCAAAACCUUGGUCAAAUUUGAUCAUUUUCCAAAUGAAAAAGCCCAAAGUUCACCGCUCUGAGCCUCUUUAAUCAGCUGUUUUUCCUACCUCCCAUAGACAGAAAAACUCUUUGUGAAAAAACUCUUUUAUCACAGCUCUUGUCAAAAUAUCUCAUUAUCUAACAGGUCUAAAUAUAAACAUUUAUGCAAGAUUUUUCGGGACAAAACUUUCUUGGUAAUUUUCAUGACGUGAAUUUCUGUACCAAGAAACCCAUUUCUCUCCACAUUUGCAGCCAUAUUUACUCAUUACGAUCAAUUAAACCUUGUUAUUGGCUCAUAAUCACAAGUGUUUACAUAGGUCAAUCCUGACAAAAGAUGCUGCAAAACUAUUAAUAACUUCAGCCUGGAUAUGAGCAGACUGAAAACCAGUUCAUACAUUAAUCCUGUUGGUUUUUAUACCCACAUAGUUCAGUGUUUGUCCAUAAAAACACAUUCUGAAUGAAUUUAUUGACUCUAAUGAAUGGAGUUGCCCUCUAUGUGGAAUAAACUUAUUAACAUACAGAAUGUCAGUGUUCCUACAUCACCUUUACGAGUGAUGGUGUCUGUGUGUUCAGCUGUUUCAGGCAGAGCAGAGACUGCAGAGAUCCCAGCAGCAGUUGAAGGAUUUGCGUCAGGCUGCAGCAGAUGCCAAACCGGAGAGUGAGUCUGCUUGUGCCGCUGCUGUCUCCUCAGAGCUCAGCUGGAUGGGCGGUUCAAGGACAUGGAGGAGGAUUUGGGGGGGUCUCUGUAUUCUCCGUGCUAAUAGGCUUUCAUAUGUUGAGACCCUCUAAUUGUACUGAUCUUUGAAGUACUAUAAUAGAGCUUAUGUGAUGUCCAAAUUGACUCCUUUUGUUCUCAUCUGGUAUUGUGUUCUUCCGCCAGUGGAGAGAUUUACACAUUUGCAGUUUCUAAAAUGACCCGAGCGAUGCAGACUUGGCUAGACCUGCAAAAUGAAAGUUACUUAUCGCAAUUAACUCUUUGUGCUCAUCCCAAGGAGUACUCUGAUUGAUAAUCAGGCGCUAAUCAAGUAAUUAUCUUUCAAUAGUUAUCUUUUAAAGGACAGUUUCAGGAGUGGUGAGAUUAAUUCAUAUUAACAGCGGUGGAUUAUUUCUCACAUUUCAAGUUGUACAAGUGAUACUCAGCAUUUCGGAAGAUAAUCAGAGCUGGGGAAAGCUUAAGAGGGUUUUAGACGCAUCAUAAGCCCCAUAAUUCAUAAUGAAAUCCUCCGUCUUUUUCAGGCUUAAUGAAAAGGCUUGAAGAGGAGAUCAAAAUCAACUCCUACAUGGUCUCUGAAAAACUCCCCAAAGAGCUGGAGGGAAUGAGGCGCACAGUCCAGAACCUACAGAAAAUAGCUUCAGAGCCAGCCAUGGGACAGGCCGACAUCCAAGAUCUGGAGGACAGGGUCAGGAUCAGGAUGUGGUGUUAAAUCUGAGUAAUGCUGUUCAAGCUUCAUUCCAGAUUAUUUCCACUGAAUGUGUCAUACUUUCCACAGAUUAAAGGAGUUGACUCCCAGAUAAACCAUCUGAUCGAGAAGAGAAUGAUGAGAAACGAUCCCAUGGAUGACAAAAUGACCCUUCACAGGCAGCAGGUCAGGUCUAUAUGAGGGCCUUUUCAGAUUUAGUACUGGUGCAUGGCCUUUUCAGAGUUCAGCUGAUUCACAUUCCAGUAGGUCAGCAGUUACUCAGCACUCGGCCUUUUCUUGUGGUUUUUAUAUGCAGUGUAAUGUGACACUUUCAGGCCUCCAUCAUCAUUCGAAGGAAGGAGUCGAAGGCGGAGGAGCUUCAAGAAGCGAGAGAGGAGCUGGCUGCAGCAGAGAAGGAGCUGAGGCAAAGGAACAGCCAGAUACACGGCUCAGAUGGGGAAGAGGUCAUACGGGAUGAUGAGGUACGCUGAUUAGGGCUCUUCUUACAACAGAAAAAAUAUAUACUGAGCAUCUCUUAAAGGGAUAUUUUGGGGUAAAUUUAAUUUAGGGUUAGACACCCCUUUGAAAGAUGAAUGUUGCCGACCGUUUGCUUCUUUAGUUAUACUAACUUUAGUAACAACCGCAGAUAGGAAUACAGAGAGCCACGCACUCAACCAAAAAGCCCCUGUAUAACCACAAAUAAUGCUCAGAACAGCACCUAACUUCAUCAACAGCACAUAAAGGGUCCUAGCCAUAGCACUAGCCACCAAACAUCUUUUUAGCUUUGCCUAAGUUCUUAAGAAAAGAGACUAAACACAACUCACCUACUAUCUUCCAGCAGCCGCUUGUUUGUAGCAAGACCUCAGGCCAGAAAUGGUAAAGUAAUUAUCAUAAAUGUUCUUCCUUGAGCUGCGUCACCCCACAGCAGUCCGUAAUGGACUGGCCUGAGGUCUUGCUACAAACAAGCGGCUGCUGGAAGAGAGUAGGUGAGUUGUGUUUAGUCUCUUUGCUAAAGAAAUUAGUCAAAGUUAAAAAGAUGUUUUCAGGCUAGUGCUAUGGCUGGGACCCUAUAUGUCCUGUUGAUGAUGUUAGGUGCUGUUAUUUGUGGCUAUAGAGUGGCGUUUUGGUUGAGGUUUGUUUAUGGCUCCUCAGACUGCUGUGUAUUGCUAUCGUGCGGUUGUUACUAAAGUUGGUAUAACUAGAGAAGCAAACAGUCGUCAACAUUCAUCUCUCGACCGGGUGUCUAACUCUGUGUUACGGUGUGUUUGACCCUAAAUUAAUUUCACACUGGAAUAUACCUUUAAGUUCUGUGUUGCACCUGAUAGCAAACUUUACUUCUGGGACUGAAAAAUACAUCCCCAUUCAUACAUCCCUGCAGGCUUUUCUUCCUUUGGUUGGAGCUUCCUGUUAACAUCAAACACAGAGCCCCCAUCUGUAUCUGAGUGCGCACGAGUAGAUUUGCAAACCACAGAAAACACAAGAGGCUAUUUCUGCUCUUAUCCAAACACAGACAGGCUCACUGUCUAAUGUUACUUAUCCCUUUUCACUCGCUCUCCUCCACAUUCCCAUGUGUUCCAUAAAUAGAACCUAUAACAGAGAAUAUCCAGAACAAGGAACUGUCCACGACAAAGUGCCUGAAAGUUGUUGUUUUUUUUUCUUUCCCUCAGAAUCUGUUGUGUAAUCCGUCUCCUAAUUUAAGUUAUCUGGACAUGUUUUACACACUGUGGGGAAUAAAACCUUUGUCUUUAUUUAUAUCCAGUGACGCUGAUGUACUCCCCCCUUUCAGACACAUGGCAUGUCACAUCAAAGAAUAGCACUGACGGCUCUUGACAGGGGAGAAAAAAAAUAAGUAUUUAUGUAUUUGAUAUUGUUUCACUUAAGCCAGAUAGCCUUAAACAAUGACAUCUUCUUUCGACUAUGCAUACGUUAGGCUUACAGUUAUAGAGUUGCCUAUAAACAGUUCUGUAUAAACAGAGGGGUGCUGGAGGAUGGGGAUUUCGCAGCGACUGCAUGCACUGUGUGGAUAAGAAUUUUUAUUGCCUAGCGUUUGACGCACACUGAUAUCCAUGAGGUGAAAGCUGGGCUCUCUGUCGAGGCGGAGCAGUCACAGAAUAUCUGAGAUUGCAUUCGCUGUCUCUCCUCUUGCGUUCUGCACGGCUGUGGACACUCCCUGCAGAGGGUGCACGUGAAUUUUGUUCUGUUCGGAUGCUGACCUUGACUUCUGCCCGGCUGUUCUCUGCCAGAAAUCUUUUCUGCACUCACUGACAGUAUAAACACAUUAUUUCAAAAAAUACGCUAGGACAGUUACCUGUUGUAUUGAUGGUCAAAAAGUAGUAGAGGUUAAUGCCAUUGUUUUAUAACAGAAGCUUACAUGUCUUUUCUUCUUUUCGGUGGUUUGUUGAAUGUGCAAAACUCAACAAUUAUCUUUUGAAGAAACUGUUUCGUAAAAGGAAAAAAAGCACAUGAUGAGGCACACACAUCUCCCAAAGCAUCAGAUACAUUCAGAAUUAGAAAGAGCAAAAAAAACCUCACACUUAUUUUUUUUUUUUUUACCACUUCUAAUUCUCAACAGCGUCACUGCAUCACAAAGACUGCCUCCAGGAGUGUCUGACAUGCCCACAAGCCAGAAUAAAAGAAUAUCAGGGCAUGUUUGUAAGGACAAAGAGGGUCCUUGAGACUCUUCAUGAAUGAAGUUAAUGGAAAAUGUUUUGUCAAACACAGCUUAUCAGACUCCUCUGUAGUUUCGGGCCAUCAGCCACGGUGGAGAUGAUCACUUUAUCAGAGGUAUUUUCCAUUCUGCUGCCGGUUAUGUGUCAUCACAUGCCACCCACCAACUGCAGGGUCUCUGUAAGAGGGAUGACUACAUCUGCACAUCACUGGUUGGCCGGUUACAUGAGCCCACUUUUACUGACAGCCUUGCAGCCUCAUCACACUAGUUAAAUUUAGUCCAACAGCAGUCAAGAAACCAUCACCGAUCCGAGCAAAAUGCUUGUUUUUUUCUCGGGAUAUGUGUUGAUCUUUAUGUAAGUGUCCUUCAGCUGUCAGCUAAAAAAAAAAGGAAGUGAUGCUCUGUUACUGUACACUGUGUCCUGUGCAUUCUUAUUGGAGCAUCUGCUGCGAGUUUCUGCUCCAUGUUCGUGUUGUGAGGAAGUAUUCGAAGUCUGAGACACAAGUGGUGUUUUGACAGAACUGUCGGCCACUUUACCAGCAGUUGUUUUGGGGACACGCUGUCGGGAACACUUUGCUGUAUUACUCUGCUGUGCUAAUUCCUCUCUCAGCCAUGUCUGCCCUUGAUGUCCCAAAAUAUACAAAGAAUAAAUGUACACACUUGUGCCCUCCCACUCUCACUCACUCACUCACACACACAGAGCUUCAUGGAUCCCCAAAGGACACGGAGCACAUUCUGUGAUUUCUGGGGCUGUUCUCCCGUGUCCGUGUUCAUUUAUAGCCGCUCUUCAUAGUGGAGGAGUUUCAUUGUGUCCCAGCAGACAGUCAGGGCGGGGAGUGCGUGAACAUCCUCUAGAAGCAGCACUUCUGCCAGAUGAAGCUGUUUGCUCUCCAUAGCUGGCUUUGAAUCUGAAAGGAUCGAGUGACUGUUGCAGAUCAUGGCACGGCCCCGCUGUCACUGCUGCGCCUUUAAUCCCUUCUCUCCCCUGGCUCUCCCCAUUGUCUUCUCCCGUGGCCUUUCAUAGUAUCUCAGCUGUGCUCGACACUAGUUGACAAGUAUAGACUGUAUAUUUAUGCUUCUUCUGAAACCAAAAGAAGCUUGUAAUAUUUGUGUUUGGAGUGAAUACAUGAACUUUCAGCAAAUCAACACAGAACUCCUCAAAUAUGCAGCGUCGCUCGGUUAGGUUGCUUUAAAACUUCCAUAACACAGAUUUUCAUUUCAUGGUAGGCGACAUAUAGGGUGGGGAAACUAUCUACAUUUCAGUGUCAGUUAUGAAAACAAAAUAAUUCUGAUUAAAUGAUCCCUGCCUGCCUCUCUGUUGGACAUAUUUUGUCCUGUGUGAGGUGCUGAGCUCCCAAACACAGUCACUUCAGCUUGCACUGACAGUAGGAGGUGAGGGAGCUGUGCCAAGGCCUGCACUGGCAAUUCGGCAUAGUGGGCAUUGUCCAGGUGGGCUGACACAUGCAGGGGCAGGUAGACUUAGUCAGGAUAAAAAGUGAGCAGUGUUGGGCCCCAUCCAUAGAUAACAGGCAGUGGGAAAUUAGUGUUUGGGAUGUUAAAGUGAUGCAGGUUUAAGUAUGCAUGCUUUUUUAAUGCCUAUAUUGUGCCGAUAAUUGUGCAUCAUGAUUUUUUUCUUGUAACCAAGCAGCUCCAGCGAUGAUUUGUUCAUGAGAGAGGUCAUUUGUGCUGACAUAAUCUACAAAUUUAUAGCCACCACCACCACUUCACAACGUGUUUCAGCUUUUUCAGUAUUUACUGUAGGUAUCACCACCUAAAACUUCAUGUAGGCUAUAAAAACACACUGUUGAACCGAGCUGGGGGAACUUACUCGAGCUGUUCGCAGCACAGGAACUAGAUGUUUCUGUCAGGGGUUGGUUGUAAUCAAAGCUGAGUCAGGGAGUGGACUGGACUGGCAUUUGUAAGCCAGGCACACAUCCCCAAAUGUGCUCAUAUCUCCGACUGGGCUCACCACUUUGUUAUGUAAUUAAAAAAGCUGAUCAAGUACAUGUGCUGUAUUUGCAAGUGGUUAUUCUCCCCCAAUAGAAGUUUGAAGUCUCUUAACAAUCUGAAUCAGUGGGUAUUUGGAAUGUCCUUUUGACACUUACAUUUGUCUUUGUGUUCCAAAGCUGAAACGUUUGGUGGGGAAACUGCGCAGCAAAGGAACCGUAUACAAGAAGAAACGUCAGGAAAUCGCAGAACUGAAAGCAGAAUAUGGAGUCCUGCAACGCACAGAGGAGAUUCUCAAGCAGAGACACGAGACCGUCCAACAGAAACUGGUAACUAACACAAAUGAAACAAAUAUUUAACCUUCACUUUCAGAAACUGUUUUGAUAUUACAAGUCAAGCAUGAUCAUUACUCCUGUAGUGAUCAUUCAUGAUCACUACUCUACAUUUUUUAUGGACCAAUCACAAGCGCCUCUGUGUUCUCUUGCACUAGUAAUGAACUCCAGUACCCCUGAACUCAUGCUGCCGUUCCAAAUUUGCAGUUUUUACUUGAUCUCCCCCCAUUCACACCAUCUGCGUUGACAGAGAAGUGAAAGAAGCUUCUUGGAAAUGGCUUCACGCCUGUGUGCGGUUCCAGCACCUGACCUGUUGAUAAACUGUCUGACGCAGGUUGAGCUGCUAUUUUUGAUGUCCGCGUCCCACACUAGGAUUUGUUAAAGCAGUGGAAGUUUUCCUUCUGAUCAUGCGCUCAGCCUGUCUGCUCUUUUCUUCAUGCGUGAGCUGGAUUAAUCAGCUGAGAAGUUCUCCAUGCACACUUAACUUUGAUAAAGAAAAUCAAAUGAGGGGGAAACUUUGUUCUUACACAUGAAAGAGCGCCUCCAAGUCUUAGCAGAGGUUUUUCCCUUGGUUAUGUGCAUUUUAUGUUAUGUUUAAUGUAAAGCUGUUAAUCUCCUUACCCCGAGUUACAUGUAAAGACAGAUUUAUUUUGUGAGUCUGAUUAUUUUAACAUUCCGGUCUUUGUUUGUUUUUCAAGCAAACUCUAGAGGCCGAGAAGGGCAUUUCAGGCUACAGCAACACCCAGGAGGAACUGGAGAGGGUGUCCGCCAUCAAGAGUGAGCUGGACGAGAAAAAGGGCCGCACGCUGGACGACAUGUCUGAAAUGGUAAAUGUAUCAAGAGAUCAUUUCCAAAGUCACUGAAAACUUUCACACUGCUGCAGGUUAUCAAGUCAGGGGUGUUCUAUAGUUAGCUGGUGUUACUGUGAAAUAACAUCGCUAUCUUAACAGCCUGAGAGGAUAACAGCAGCCCCCUCUUUGGGGUCCUCUUCCCUGUGACUUAUUUUCUCGGCCUUUUCCUCUUCUUCAUAGUAACAUCUCCAAAGCUCAUGUCGUGUUGCGGUAUGUGGUUGCUUUUGUUUACUUUCUCUGGCUGAAGUCUCUCUGACUCAGCUACUUGUGCUAAAAUCCCCCUCCAAGUUUUUUUGCUGCUUUAAGCGACCACUUCUUGUCUUUUUUAACCGGCUGUUGACUGUUCGGUCAUAAACGGAUGAUUUAAAGUUAAGAGCUCUUUAAACAAAAAAAGAGAGAAGGUUUUUUUUAAAUAUAAAAUGAUACAUUUCCCCUUUUAAGGAAACUCACAGUCUGGUGAUGUCACGAUUUGUGCAAAUCUCAUUUUAUCUCACUGAAUUCUCAUUUGUUUUUUUUUUCAACCCCCUGUCGUCUCAUCUGAGGAUUACGUCCAACAUUUUAACUUAACAUUUCACAGGUUUCAGAGGGUUUUGAUCAAUCAAAAUCAGGAAUUUAACACACAGUGGGUUUGUAAGAAAACCAGGUCAUAAAUAAGUGUUAAUCUGAAACCUUUGGAGCUCAGUGUGAAUUGUAUUGAUCAUUUUAACCACGCUCCAUCAUGUCCCCUAUUAAAAGACCAAGACUACUUAGUACAUAGUUAUGAUGUGGUUCACAGCAAGUCCUUUAAUGACCUGGAAGAUCUUCAUAUUAAGGAAACAUUUGCUUUUAAGUAUAAAUUAGUCAAACAACAUGAUUUUUUUGGCAGUAAAGUACCAAACAUUGGAUUUUAGUAGGAAAUUAAGAUGUUUUUUAAUAUAUUCCCAAUAACCAUAGAAGGCUUGAGAGCGUGUCUCCUCACACCUCCUCCUACCUUAACAAACUUCUCACUGUUUUACAAUGAUCCUAAAAAUAGACUUCUUCCUGGGAAAAGUUUCUUACAUACUUCCUGCUACAGCAACUUGGAAAGUCUAAAAGUUUGAAACCAAAAGAAAAGUUUGGUAAAAAAGUUUUCGGGUCGACUUCAUGUGACUUAAAAAAAAGUUGAGGUUAUUUUAUACCACACCAAAAAAUCAUUCCAUAGGUGGACACUUUUGACUUACAGUACAUGUAAUUUGUUAUGUGUAUAACAAGGAUAUCGAUCAAAUUAACACUCAUAUCAUCUUUAUUAUCGAGUUCAAGAUUCCAGCUUUAGCUCAUCAGGCAGACUGACUUUCUGACUGUAGUGAGAUGGGUCACACAUGAACGCAGAAUGAUUACAUCCUCUUGAUGCAGUUUGGGUGCUAACUACAACACUCUGUUUCUACAGUUGGAGGAAAAAAAGGAGUAAACGAUGAAAUAAACGCAGGUGCAUCUCAACAAAUCAGAAUAUGCAGAAAAGCCCAAUCUGCAGUUCAUUUAAAAAGAUAAACUUCUAUUAAUUCCUAUUUAAUGGCACACAAACAAAAAAAUGUGUAACUUCUGAAAAAUGUAUUCAUUUUUAUGCUCAAGAUCGUCACUUUCUUAAGUAGCUAAUGGAGAAUAUUUGACUUUUUAGGAUGUUCUAGAUUGUUAAGAUGUACCUGUAAAGGCUAAAUCCUGUAAAGCUGCCACGGUUUCAUGGUCCUGGAUUUGUGCAUGCUGGCUCUCUGUCACACAUCACACCAGGACACUUGAAUAGAACAUUGCCUUUGUAACUGUGAUAGUAACACCUUUCCUGUGUCUGCAGUGAAGGAGAGCUGUUAGCACAUGCUGUUGUAUGACCUCAGAUAAUGUGCAACAUAACCCAAUCUUAACAGAAGCUGCACCAACGAAGCGGAAAAUCACCGGAGACAUUGUGCAGAGUAUUUAAUUUAAGAGAUUUUAUAACAAACGGAUACUUACCCUGCUUGUGAGCAUUCAAGCAUUUUGCUCAAUUCUCAAGAUAAAUGGUUGACAUUAUCCCUGCAUAACUUACAAACUCUGCCGUUUUUAAUCAAUCUGACAUCCGUUUGAAUAAACGCCCAAAGGGAAGCAAUUACAGCUGAUUAGGCUUCAAUCCAAACUGUUGUGAAUUCGUUGUUCAGAGUCUGAACUUGUAUACAGGAGUUAAACAUCCCCAGCUCCAGAUCUGAUCCAUGUAGAUAAUUACUGUAAAGCUAUCAGGCUGAAUCCAUUGUGUUUGUUUUUUUUAAUUAGAGUGACAGAAUUGAUCUUUUAUUCAUCUUCAAAGUAGAAAAAAUAUUUAAAAUUGACUCUUAUUUUUAAGUUACGUCCCCUUUAGACCAUACAUCUGUUUUAACUGUAAGAUAAGAAAAAUAGUGUAGAGUAUAUUUAUAAAAUGGGAAUAAUAUUCCUAGUUAUUUACCACAAACAUUAUCACUGACCACCUUGCGCCUUAGCACUUACAAUUCUGUUCUUUUGAAAUUUUUUGUUUUUUUAAUCAGAUUUUAUAUUAUUUUCAGAAUUUAAAUAGAACCAUAUAUCAUUAAGCAGUGGUCUGAUCUAGGGAAUAAUAAUUAAUAAACCUUUACAGGUACAUCUUAACAAAUGAGGUAGGGAAUGACAAGAAAAGGAUGAAACAUGAGGAAAAAACAAAACAAAAAGGAGGGUAAACAAAGAAAAGCCCCAACAACCACAACAACACAACAAUGUGUCAUCAAUUAAAGAAAUAUGUGUCCUUGUACUUAUCAAAAAGUGUGUUUUAUCACCAGUCAGCUCAGUCUGGGACCUCUUAAACCACUGUUUCCUAACUAUUCCACAAAAGGCUGGUGUGGCUGUAGGUUUUUCUUUCAACCAAUCAAGAGCUUGCAGUCUGACCAAUCAGCUGUCUGAAGACUGAGAUCAGCUGAUGAAAAAAAUCAAGUCUGGUGUAUUGCUGCUUGGUUGGAAGAAAAACCUGCAGCCACACCAGCCCUUUGUGGAAUAGAUUGGACAUGCCUUAGGUAAGUUAUCCAUAAGGGGUCACCAUGUGUCCAUAAAGACAUCAUCAUUCCUGAAUCCAUUGUGUAAUGAACCACAGUCAGAUUUACCUGCAUCUUAUUCUUGAUCCUUUCAUUUGACUGUAUUUGUAUGAUUGCUGUUGUUUCCAUCCCUAACCCUGCGUGUGCUUUCGGCUCUGCUUUACAGGUGAAGAAACUAAACUUUAUGAUAGCGGACAAGAAGACAGCUCUGGCGCCAGUGAUAAAAGAACUAAGGUCACUGAGGCAGCGGUGUCAGGUGAGCAUUAACCACACUGAACACCUUUACUACAAGAAUCCUCCUCCAAAAUAAUGACCACCUUAUCAAAUAUUAGGGCUGGGCGAUAAACCGAAAAUUUACUGAUACUAAAAUUUACAACAAUAACCAAUGUCAUUUUGCCUAAAUCGGUAUAUUCUGUGUCAUAAAAACUAAUACAAGUUGGUUUUGGAUGUGUGUAGGUAGGCUAUGGUCUCAUGUCCCUUUGAGACGCUGUCCUACGUCAGAGGACAGUUCAAAAGUUGUAGUGGCUGAAGUUAAUGUGGGUGAGCAGCUUGUGGAGCAGUUAUCAUCCAUUUAUCAUUAUCAGGGUGAACUGUUCAAUAUAUUGUGAUAUUGAUUUGAGGCCAUAUCGCCAAGCCCUAUAAAAUGAUGCUGCUGGACCACAUGAAACUCUGGGGCUCAGGAGAAAUCCAGACAAGACAGUGAUAUUAAUCCAGGAGUCAAUGAGUGCAGCAUGAAUAAAAUAAGAUUUCAGUUCUACAAACUCCAAAAUAGUGUGUUUGAUGAUGUUGAUAGUAGACUCUUGUAAACCAAAGCUCUUAGAAACAACACAAAGUCUUCUCUGUGAGGCUUGAGCACAGACCAGUUUUUGUUUUUGACAAACACAAUCUGUUCCAAGUUUAAAAAAAAAAAACACUAAAUGGUCCUCCCUUCAUCAUGUGCCAGCGAGUCAGUAAGAAUUAAUCUUGAUGUGUUAGUGUAAUCAUGCAGAGGUUCACUGAGAAUAAUUUACAUAGUUUUUAAAUAUAAUAUACCAUGGGAAAGCCCCCUACAUCACUGAGCGAAAGCAGAGGAUUAAAUUUUCCUACAUGUGUUCCCAGAAUUGCUCUCCCUAUUUUACAGGGUAAUGUCUGCUAAUGAAGAGCUGCAACAGGAAGACAUAAAUAGACUUUGUAAGAGCCGGGUGUAAGUUUAACCCGGCUGUGAUGCUGUGUUGAUGUGAAACAGUUCAGAGUGGAGAGUUGUGAGACUGAUGGAAUCUAUAUGUUUGUUUAAAUUCCUAUAAACUACUAUAUAUACUCUAAGUGUGUCUCUGAGUUCCUGUGUGUCUGUUUGGAUUUCUCUCGUACCAGGAACUAAGCCAGGAAUAUGAGGAGAAGAAGGGGCAGUAUGAGAGCUGUACUGCUGGUUUGGAGAGCAACCGAUCCAAACUGGAGCAGGUAUCCUGGUUGUUAAAGCACAGACAGGAAGACGUCAAGAAUUUGUGAAAAUGUAUUCAUCAAGUUUUCUUUUUUCAUGUACAGGAAGUGAAAGUAUUAAGAGAGGAGACAGCACAGGAUGAGAACAGAUAUCAUUAUCUCAACUCGAUGUCGGAGGCAAGUUUACAAAUGAAUAUAAUUGAAAAGCUCGAAUUCAUACUGUGAAGUUUGAGCGUUGACUCGCUGCGACUCUGCAGGAACAGAAAAAAAGUGUUUUUGCAUAUGACUCGCCUCAUCACACCCACUCUGAUGGCACACUCGAUCACUCUGUCUUCUACAGAUCAUUGAGAUGCAAAUUCAGCGGGCAGCAGAAGAGACUAAAGCUUACGUGUCCUCUGAUCCGCAAGAGAAGAAGAAGACUAUCAGGUGAGCCUGCUGGGCCAGACAAAUACUCUCUCUCUCCCCUUAAGAAGCUCUUAUUACCACACAGUCAGUUUAGCUUAUCACAUUAUUCUUUCAUGAAACAAAGCUAGGUGUGCCACACUUUGUGUCAUCAACAUGUUAACUUAAAAAGCUUGGAUUUUUAAUGAUACUCUGCUGCUGCUGCUUCUUUUGUAGGGAAGUGUACAUGAAGAACAUUUCCGAACAGGAGUCACUCGGCAAGGUGAGAAAGCGUCUCCGAGUACGUCUUGAGUACUUGAGAGUAGACAAGGACACGCGCCGGGAGCUGCUUCCCACUAAUCACCCCUUUCUUUUCGUGGUCCCUAGAAACUGCGUGAGAAGCAGAAGAUAGUGAGAGAAAGCCAUGCAGACAACAUGGAGCAGAUGAAGUUGUGGCACGACUUGGAGCAGCUGAUGGAGUGCAAGAGGCAGUGCUACAUUAGAGCUCAGAGCCAGGCGUCGAUUGGUCAGGUCAUUCAAGAGGGGGGAGAGGAUAGGCUGGUUCUGUGAGGGCAUGUCAAGGCCGGGUCGACUGCAGGUCACCUACAGCACAGUGCACCACAUGAAGGUUAAUCUUACAGCUUCCUGUCACGUGUCCAUAUCUUUUUAUAUGUCUUGUGUUAUAAAACACUAUAGUACUUUCAAAGAAUAGAUUUAAAGUUUGCUCCCUUGUCCUCAAUUUUCACUUUAUUUUGUAUGAGACCCACUCGAGUAUCUUUUUGAUAAGGACGUGGUUAGAGGUUCUCUGAGUUUUACCACAUCUUUAAGGAUACACAUUCAUUUAAAGUGUUUGAAGAUAACAGCUCACAAAGUGGUGCACUUAGGAUGUGGCUGCUGUCAACAACUGCCAUGACCUUUGUGAGAGUAUCAAGGCAAGUUUGGAAUUGGCAGGGACCCCCUUUGCAGAUGAAAUGGUCUCCAUGAUAUACUUGUUUCUAUUUAAUUUCAUAAAAUAUAGUAUUUUUUAUAAUAGACCCUCAUUAUAAUAUUAAAUCAAAAGAUAUUUUGGUUGUUAAUGUAUUUCUAUUAAAAAUGAUCUGACAAAC